Molecule: messenger RNA, 957 nt
Organism: Moneuplotes crassus
Lineage: Eukaryota; Ciliophora; Spirotrichea; Euplotida; Euplotidae
Source: the annotation of a GenBank genome assembly
AUGGAGAAAUCUAAGCAUUUAUCAACAGUAGAGGCAGAUUUGUUAUUUACCAAAAUAAUAUCCAAGAAAAAUAAGAAGAAAGGAAUAACCAAAGCUACUGCUGUAGCUGGAAGGAUGGAAUUGGGAGAAUUUAUUAUUGCUCUUCAACAAAUCUCAUGUCAACUUUACCCAUCUUUGGAUAAAGAUCAGGCUUUACUAAAGCUUGUUCAAGAUAAAAUACAGCCACUAGAGCAAAAAUUGAAUCUAACAAAAACAUCUGACGAAGGGGAUAUUGAGAAGUUAUAAUGGAGGUUUUAAAAGAUAAAGAAGUGCUAGAGCUGUUAGGAAUAGUCCACAAAACUCUUUACCCUUACUAUGAUCAUUAUUCAGAUGACAACGGCUUGAUGAAAUUCAAGAAUUUUUUGAACUUCUCUAAGGACUUUGGAAUUUUCCCUGAUUAUCUAUCCAAGUCGAAACUCUACAGAUUUUUCAAUACUUUGGCAGGGUUCUAUAAGGAGAACUCGAAGAAGAAGGUCCAUUCACCUGCAGCAACAAUGGAAAAUGAGGAAAAUUAUUGAAUUGAUGAACACUUAUUCGUGGAGUUAUUGGCAUUAUGCUCUUUGGAGGUUUAUUAUAUCGAUCCUCAGCCAUCUCCAAUUGAGAAAAUUAUUUAUCUCGUUGAAAAGAUGACACAGAGCAGCGGACCAGCAAUUUUCAGAACACAAAAAGGUAGAAAUGGAGCGGGAAGUGGCGAAUGAAAUGAUUUCUUACUUCACCUCAAGCUUAACUACCCUUCAAAAUAUGAUUCUUACUUUUCAGAUCUAACAAAGAAGAGAGGUAGUGAAAGUAGAUCAAAAACUGAAAUAGUCAGAGCGAAAACAUCUAAAAAGGGUGAAGAAGAUGAUCCUCUUGCAGCAUUGUUUAAGUAGCUGACAAAAGGAUCUUAUGAAAUAAAAAUUAACUGAUCUUUUUCAUUUA